AUGACGCUCUCCAAGCCCUUCUCCGGUACACCCACACAGCAGAUUGAAGUGAUUCGUAGCCACAACGGUUCGGCCUCUAUCCGCCGCACCGACAAAUCUGACAACGGCACCUCUGACGAGAAGAAGGGGGACGUCCCCGCCGACGACGUCAAAGAGCUCCUCUCCCUCGUCUCCACACUCCGCGGCUUCCCCUCCAACGCGUCGAAGGACAUCUACGGCGCGGACGUCAAGGUCGACUUCAACACUAUAGAGAUCCAGUGGAGCAACAGCGACGACGAUAGCGCGAGUGAUGUGGUGAAUGAGAUUGUGGGCGAGCAGAAGGAUGAGUUCAAGAGGGUCGCAGAUAGCAUUGAGGCGCUUGCGAGGACGUUUGCUAAGAAGGACUCUGCUGUCUAG
This is a messenger RNA of Macroventuria anomochaeta, 396 nucleotides long. RefSeq lists its product as uncharacterized. The record is from RefSeq and is a predicted model, not a curated record. The coding region runs from base 1 to 396 and encodes 131 amino acids. Lineage: Eukaryota; Fungi; Ascomycota; Dothideomycetes; Pleosporales; Didymellaceae. The transcript is spliced from 3 exons.